AUGCAGCAGCCAAAGGCAGACUGGUCUCAACUGCCGAAGGAGCUCCUCCAUCAGAUAUCGGAACGCCUCGACAGCCCACUCUACCUCCUCCGCUUCCGUUCUGUUUGUUCCUGGUGGCGCUCCUCCUCCACCCCGCUCUUCCCCCUCCACAAAGCUUCCUCCUACUUCCUCUCCAAAUGCACCAUCUUCCUCAUCAUGCCACCCCCACACCAUCCAAUCCAAACCCCCAUCUUAGUCCAAAUCGGCCAAGACCGUCGUGGCCGACUCCUCCUCUCUAACCCCCUUUCUUGUUCCCCAAGCUUCCCCAUCUACUGCUCCCGCGUCCUCGACCUCUACAACCUCCCCGUCAUUGAUCUCGGAAACGUCUUCGUCCUCCACCGCUCUCCUCCUGCUCAUCGUCCCUGCCACCGCUACUCAAUUGUUAUGACAAAGGUGGCAGCGGCGAUCACUGUCUCGUGUCAGGGAAAGCAAGAGGUUUCUAUCUUGCUCAUGGUUCACCAAUCCCAGAAUAAGCUCACCUACUUCCGGUUCAGCGAGGGGUGCUGGACAAUCACCCCGGAAGAGUUCCCGCCCUACGACGACGUAUGUGUCUUCAACGGCCGGCCCUGCGCUGUGCACUUCGCCGGUCGGACCGUCGCAGUUGGGUCAGGGCCGGACCUGGACCUGGUCGCCAAGCCGGUGUUAGGCAAGAACAGGAAGUUCUUGGUUGAGAGCGAGGGAAGCCUGUUGCUGGUGCACAAGCGGAGGAUAUUCACAUACCAAGUGUUUAGGCUUGACGAGAAGGAGAGGAGUUGGGUGGAGGUGAAGAGUUUAGGGGACCGAGUUUUGUUCUUGGGGGAUUUGUGCACAUUCUCUGCUUCCGCUUCGGAUUUGCGCGUUGACAGGGGGAACUGUGUGGUCUUUGAAGAUUCUAACAUGAAAGGUGGAGUUGGUGUUUUUCCUUUGGAUGUAGGUCAGGCUUCGCCUUUGUCUGAUCAUCCUGAUUAUUCCAGGUUGUUUGAUUAUAACAGGUUGUUCUAA
Molecule: messenger RNA, 1020 nt
Organism: Lotus japonicus
Lineage: Eukaryota; Viridiplantae; Streptophyta; Magnoliopsida; Fabales; Fabaceae
Product: F-box protein SKIP23-like
Exons: 1
Coding region: 1-1020 (339 amino acids)
Molecular function (GO): protein binding
Source: RefSeq, a predicted model, not a curated record